Molecule: messenger RNA, 1533 nt
Organism: Bactrocera oleae (olive fruit fly)
Lineage: Eukaryota; Metazoa; Arthropoda; Insecta; Diptera; Tephritidae
Gene: Idgf5
Product: Imaginal disc growth factor 5
Biological process (GO): carbohydrate metabolic process; chitin catabolic process
Cellular component (GO): extracellular region
Molecular function (GO): chitin binding; chitinase activity
Source: RefSeq, a predicted model, not a curated record
CAGUUUUAUUUGCGUACUCACUUUUACGAGUAAUCAAAAUAACUGAUAAGACAGGGCUUGUUUUAUGAAAUCUCAAGUCGUUCUUCGAAGAGUAACUUAGUCUUAGUUAAACAUUCGAACUGUGCAGAACAUUUUAAUAAAGUCAAAGUAAUAAAAUAAAUAUAUAAAAACAAAAUGCUAAAGGUUACAUUUUUGCUAAUAACUCUGGUAAUUGGGUCAAUAGAAGCAGCCAAAAUGGUCUGCUAUUAUGACUCAGCGAGUCAAUUUAGAGAAGGUCCAGCAAAAUUAACACUACAAGAUUUGGAACCAGCUUUGCAAUUUUGUAAUUAUCUCGUUUACGGUUACGCCGCUAUUGAUCCAGAAACUUAUCAAUUAAAGCCGCUGCACAAAAAUUUGGACAUAACACUAAAUCAUUACCGUAAUAUCACCAACUUGCGACGCAACCAUCCGGAGCUUUUAAUACUGCUCUCGGUUGGUGGAGAUCGUGAUUUGUUUGAGGAAACACCAAGCAGUUCAUAUCUCAGCGUGCUGGAGAAUCAGGCACAUCGAAACGCGUUUAUUAACAGCGCCAUAGCGCAUUUGAAAACAUACGAUUUUGAUGGCUUGGACUUGGCAUGGCAGUUCCCUAAAAAUAAGCCAAAAAUAGUCGAACAUAUAAUUAGACGAUUCUGGAGAAAAUUCAAAGGUUGGUUCUCUUCACCGAAACUUGUCGAUGAAAACGCUGCCGAGCACAAAGAACAGUUCACCACGUUGGUGCGAGAGUUGACAGACGCUUUAAAGUUUGAUGGACUUAUCUUGACAUUAACCAUGCUGCCGCAUGUGGACCCUAAACUUUUCAUUGAUGUCCCAGCGAUUAUCGGCAAUGUGGAUUUCGUCAAUCUUGGUAGCUAUGACUUCCAAACACCAGAUCGCGAUCCUAAAGUCGCUGAUCAUAGUGCGCCCAUAUAUGAAAUGUUUGAACGCGAUCCCACCCACAAUAUUGACUACCAAGUACAGUAUUGGCUCAAUAACUCAGCACCCAGUAAUAAAAUAAAUAUUGGUGUACCAGCUUAUGGUCUUACUUGGACUAUGUCAUGUAAGUCGGGUAUUACCGGUUAUCCGCCGAUUGAAAAAACACUGGGUAGAGGUGCUGCCGGCAAACAGUUACGCCAACCUGGUUUAAUGAGUUGGCCCGAAAUUUGUGAAAAACUACAGGCUGAUAAAGAAUUGGGCGGCGAAGAUGCGCUCUUACGCAAAGUUGGCGAUCCAAGACAACGUUAUGGCAGCUAUGCUUAUCGUGCAGCCGACAAGAAUGCACACAAUGGCCUGUGGAUAAGCUAUGAGGAACCCAGCACUGCAGCAACUAAGGCAAGCUAUGUAUUCGCAAAGGGUUUGGGUGGCGUUGCUUUGUUCGAUUUGUCGCUGGACGAUUUUCGCGGCCAUUGUGCCGGUGAUAAAUACCCGAUACUGAGAAGCAUUAAAUUUAAAUUGUAAAUGUAAUUCUUUGUUAAUUAAAUAGUAUUAAAAUGAGAGUGUAAAAACUAGAGACUAUAA